Penicilliopsis zonata CBS 506.65 is the source of this 624-nucleotide messenger RNA. RefSeq lists its product as hypothetical. The record is from RefSeq and is a predicted model, not a curated record. The transcript has 3 exons. Lineage: Eukaryota; Fungi; Ascomycota; Eurotiomycetes; Eurotiales; Aspergillaceae. The coding region runs from base 264 to 575 and encodes 103 amino acids.
GGAAAAUAAGGCUCGACUCUCAUGCGAUUUUGUCGACGGAAGAAGCUGAGGCAGGCUUGCUCCCACGUCCAAAAACUCGCUGCUGACUAGCGACUAGGUGCUCUCGAGAUCGUCCGAAAUGCCCAACUUGCAAGCCGUGGCCGGGGGGAUGCGAGUAUUUGCGGGAUUCGCCAGGCCGAUCACGCAGCCCGGCAGAGAGGAGAGGAGAGCCUCGCCUGCAUGCUGAGGACAGCGUCGAGGCACGCCUGCACUGCCUGGAACAAAUGGUCAAAAGUCUGCGCAGGAGUCUCAAUGCUUUGAGAGGAGACCAACCAGGCAGUCUGAUUGUCGCCCAGAGUAAGGAGUCGAACCUUUAUAUUGGGCCGUCGCAUUCCUUUUCUUUUCUGAGAGAUACUGCCGGGAUGGAGGGGAUGUUAAGCACUGCGAAUCGCCAGGCACAUUCGGAGCUGCGACCUCUCUCCUCCAUCCUGACGACUGCCGAAGUCCAUCCGCCCUCUGAAACUGGAACGUCAUUCCAUGUACCGUCGCGACUGGUUGGUUACCGGUGGGUCAGUCUACAUUUGGAGCGCAGAUGAUGAUCAAAGUCACCGGCAUCGAAGAAUGAACUGAAGAAGGAAUUAGACG